AAAGAGUUGGUUCCGGAAGCCGAGAUCUUCCGCUUUCGAAACUGAUUCUUCUAGUUGAAUGGCGCUCAACUGAGAGUAAACUCGUAAAAAUGAUCAUUCCGGCACAGGUGUUGCUGGUUAUCGGAUCGGUGAUAUUAAUUUCACCUUCUAAACUUUCAGCUGCCAGAGCCAGGCAGAAGCAUGCUGUUUGUCCUCCUUUCCCAUAUAUCACUCUGGAUCACGGGAAAAUAACCCCCAUUGGAACUCAGAAGUACCUCUUCAAAUGUGAUCCUGGCUAUUUUUUGGCGUCUCCUCCACAAGUUCGCUGCUGGAAAGGUAAAUGGUCGUCGACCAAGGAACCCAAAUGCUUCAAAGCCGAGGGCCAUUGUGAUGAUCCCGAUCCACUACCCGGGGGAGAGAUCCUGGGGGACGAGCGGCACGAGGGAUCGGCCAUCCAAUACAUGUGCAAACCCGGAUUUAUCCUAAUGGGGGUAGGAACGCGCACCUGCUUGAGGAGUGGACAUUGGAGCGGCAUUACACCCAUUUGUAUGGAUGAAUCGGAACCUCUUCAGAAUGUUGCCGAAAGAUUUAAAGAAAAGUUUGUAACAGAUGUAGGAUCACACUCCUCUGACAGUAGCGUGCCUCAAGGUCGGCUUCUGGAUGGGGCCUCUAUAAGGAAGGGUUUAGAAUUGGUGAUCUUGAUAGAUCGAUCGAGCAGCAUAGACCCGGAAGACUUCAAAAUGGGAAUUGCAUUCAUAAAAUUCCUUCUGCAAGAAUUUGGUGUGAGGAAUGGGAAUAAUACAUCAGGGACUCGGGCAGCUGUAAUGGCUUUCGGAACUAAAGUCGACAUACUUUUCAAUCUGGACAAUGAAACCAUCACGGGCCCUCAAGCAGCGAGUAGGGCUUUGGAUACAUUAAAGGCUGGGGGUGGAGGGACAGCUAUGCAAGAGGCGUUGAUGAACGUCUUUACCCGCCUCCCACCUCUGAGGGUACAGGCCAAGAGAGCCAUUUUUAUGCUCACCGAUGGAGAGCCCAAUAUAGGAGAUGUCGAGGAAGCUCUGUACUUUGCCAAACAGCUCAGAGAAAAAAGAGAUUUUGAAAUUUUCACGGUUGGAAUUGGGAGAGGAAUCAACCGUCAAUUACUCGCCAAAUUAGCGUCUGAGCCAAUCAUCAGUCACGUUUUCAUUAUGGACAAAUACACUGAUCUGAGGCAUGUGAUGGAGACUAUAAGCGACAGCUCUUCAAGGCCCAAGCCAAUUAAUCCUGCAAGAUGCGGAUACAUAAAACACGAACACGAUUAUCUGAAACGCUGGCCUUGGUUAGCUGCUGUUUAUAUAAAUCUACCUAAUGAAUCCAAUUCUACAAGAUUCAGUCUUUGUGGCGGUACUCUCAUUUGCAGUGAAUGGAUCCUCACGGCAGCUUCUUGUUUUUAUAAUGUCUAUGAAAACAACGCAACAGAAAAGGUUUUUGAAAAAGUCUCUGAAGAAGUGUUCGUCGUGAUGGGAGAGAAAGAUCUCAUUCAGGAAGAUAGAAAUCAAAUGAAUUUCUACGCCGAAGACAUCAUCAUCCAUCCUGACUUCCAGCCACUUGAUGAGCUCGAACAUAAUUUGGCUCUGUUGAAAUUAAACAACCCAACACCACUGAGGCGAUUUCGUCCUGCUUGCUUACCCAUGACAGAGAGGCCCGUUCCUCUUCAUCUCGAUUUGAACACCAACGCUUCCAUCGCCGGCUGGGGAUUGCUGCCAGACAACAGGCAGAAAGAGAUAACAGGUGGCACAGUGAGCAUGCGCAGUUCCAAUAUCAGCGUCGCCCUAGAGGAGGAAAGCACAUGCGACCAAACGAAUGGCAAAGAGACUGGAGGAAAUAUUUUUUGCGCCGGAGGACUCGGGACUCUGACCUGCACUGGCGAUUUGGGAUCUCCACUGAUCGCCGUGGACCCACUGACAAAUCUUCAUCAUCUGAUUGGAGUCCUGAGUAGCAGACUCAACUGUCAGAGGGGGACCAAUCAGUACACACAACUCGCUAAAUAUAUCAAAUGGAUUUCGGAGGAAACAAAUGAUUGUCAUUCAAAACAUUAUAACGUUUGAAGUGCGCUCAAUAAAAUUUCAACUGUGCAAUUAUGUUUGAAUUAGAUGCUGGUUGUUCUUUUAAUGUAACUUUUUAGGUGUAUUUUUGCAAUUAAAAAUAUUGUAACUAGGAA
Molecule: messenger RNA, 2179 nt
Organism: Argiope bruennichi
Lineage: Eukaryota; Metazoa; Arthropoda; Arachnida; Araneae; Araneidae
Product: complement C2-like
Exons: 12
Coding region: 90-2066 (658 amino acids)
Biological process (GO): proteolysis; complement activation
Cellular component (GO): extracellular region
Molecular function (GO): serine-type endopeptidase activity
Source: RefSeq, a predicted model, not a curated record